GAGAAAACAGCUGACAGCGCAUUUUGACAGCCGCGCAUGGCUAGAAAAACAAAAAAGCACAUAGUUAAUUUGUAUUUCUCUUACAAAUAAUUGUUUUUAAUUAAAAGUUUAAAUACAAAAAUGGUUGACUUACCCGCGGUACAAAAAGAAGAUAAGCGUGUAUUUUUUGAAAACGCGCAAAUGGAUGAAAUGGCACAGCAUUUUGUGGGGAAUCUGUACAGAUACCGUGAAAAUAUAGUGGUCCCCUCUAGUAAUGGUCCAAUACAAAUAAAAACGAAUGAAGAGAAAAUGAUUGAAAAGACAGUGGAAAGCUGCGCCUUCAAGUCUAUAACUGCCUGCGUAAUGGGUUAUGGUUUGGGUGCCGCUAUUGGUUUGUUUAGCGCCUCGGUAAACCCCAGCCUCACAGAUCCGUUAUUGCACGAAAAGAAACAGACAGCACGUGAGAUUUUACGAGAUAUGCGCAAGACAACACAUGGUUACGCCAAGAACUUUGCCAUGAUUGGUAUGGUGUUCUCAGGUGUAGAGUGCACAAUCGAAAGUUAUCGAGGUGUUACUGAUUGGCGGAACGGUACCUAUGCCGGCGCUGUUACGGGGGGUCUGAUUGGUCUGCGUGCUGGCGUUAAGGCAGGUAUUGUGGGUGCUGCCGGUUUCGCUGCCUUUUCAACGGUCAUUGACUAUUAUAUGCGCCAUCGCUUGUAGAGAAAUAAUGAAAAAACGUCGAACGACUUUUAUAUUGAUUAAUUGGUGUGUUAUUCUGUUACUUGUGGUUACAAAGUGUGUAAUAAUAAAGAGUCGAUUAUUAUGCAGUAAAUAAGAUGGAUUUGUAAACAACAAAAAUCUGCAAUAAACAAUAUCGAAUUAUUUAUAAUUUAAAAUAAUUCAACAAACUAA
Molecule: messenger RNA, 891 nt
Organism: Bactrocera dorsalis (oriental fruit fly)
Lineage: Eukaryota; Metazoa; Arthropoda; Insecta; Diptera; Tephritidae
Product: mitochondrial import inner membrane translocase subunit Tim22
Exons: 4
Coding region: 121-699 (192 amino acids)
Biological process (GO): protein insertion into mitochondrial inner membrane
Cellular component (GO): TIM22 mitochondrial import inner membrane insertion complex
Molecular function (GO): transmembrane protein transporter activity
Source: RefSeq, a predicted model, not a curated record